Anarrhichthys ocellatus (wolf-eel) is the source of this 1898-nucleotide messenger RNA. RefSeq names its product F-box/WD repeat-containing protein 2-like. The transcript has 2 exons. Gene Ontology annotation, molecular function: protein binding. Lineage: Eukaryota; Metazoa; Chordata; Actinopteri; Perciformes; Anarhichadidae. Bases 846 to 1376 code for a protein of 176 amino acids. The record is from RefSeq and is a predicted model, not a curated record.
UACCUGAUAUGAUUGACAGCACUUUAGUACAGCUAUUCAAGUAAUGUUACUAAACCACGAGUCAAUGUAUCUACUAUCCAGCACGUCUCCAUAGUAUUCUCUCUGGCUACAUUUCUAGCUCAUGAAACUAUUACAAAUUGGUCAGUGUGAUGAAUUCCUGGUCAUAAAGCCUCCACACUGAAACAAUGUAACAUGUUGUGAAUGCUGGUUCUGUGUGAGCAGCUGUGAAGGAAGCCCAGCGUGUUAAACUGCAAUGAUGUGUAACCCAGGGAACGGAGGAAAAGAUGACGGCAUAAAUCUGUCACCAGCAAAUGUUUGGCAAUUUGACUUGAUAGAUGAUUUAAAUGAUAAUGCAUUUUAAAAUGGUCAUUUGUUAAAUUUCAUUUAUGAUGGACACAUCUUCAAAUUAUUACACAGAACAGAACAGGCGGAAAUGGUCAAAUGUUUGUUUCUGUGCCAUCAGGUGAAGACACUGUACAGUACAAUUUAUUAGAAAUAUGCUCAAGUUAUAUUGUAUUGUGUUAUGUUAUAUGGAAAAUAAGAAAAAGCCGCAUUUGGUCUGCAGAUGUAAACAAUGCUGAUAGUGCCGAUAGAAUAGCUCCAUGAUCAUCUACAGCUGCAAGAUAUUUAUUCACUUAACAUAUUGCAUCUAUUGUACAUUUUUAUGGAAUGAGAUUGUUAGUUAAACAACAUAUUUACAAACGUACAGGUUAGAAUGAUUAUAAACCAAUCAAUUAAGAUUGUAUUUAAGUAAAACUGUCAUACAUUUGUUAUAGCCUCAAAGACAAGACCUUCUUUCACGUCGGCUUUGUCCUGCAGGUGUUGCAGGUUGCUCUCAUGGUCCCAUGGAGAAAGCAGCCUUCGAGAGGUGGCUGGAGUCAGUCUCUGCCACUUUCCUUACUCUGAACGACCAGCAGCGCAACCAGUCUCUGGACCACCUCAUUUCUCAAAGCGGUGCCGUCCAGCUCCGUCAUCUGUCUAAUGGGCUGGAGACGCUGCUCAAGCGCGACUUCCUGCGCCUCCUCCCCCUGGAGCUGGCCUUCUACCUGAUGCAAUGGUUGGAUCCUGAGACCCUGCUCACCUGCUGCCUGGUCUGCAAACAGUGGAACAAGGUGAUCAACUCGUGCACCGAGGUGUGGCAGGGUGUGUGUCGGGAGCUGGGCUGGAGGAUCGAUGAGAACAUUCAGGACGCGCCACACUGGAAGGCGGUCUACCUGAAGGCCAAACUGCGUAGGGUGCAGCUGCAGGAUCAGGAGGCCUUCGAGACGUCGUCCCUCAUUGGCCACAGCGCUCGAGUAUACGCCCUCUACUACAAGGACGGCCUCCUCUGCACAGGUACUGUACACCAGGGAUUCUCAAAGUGGUCCGCGUCAUGAUUUCCUACGUGCUGUAUCAUGAAGAAGUCCAUAUCUAAAGAUCAGGACCGUCGUUUCCAUCACUCCCACCCAUGAUCGCUUAUGAUGUUAUGACUGUGACACAUCACUUCACUCGCUCUAAUAUACAUGUAGAUAGUCCAGUCCAAAUUACGUCCACGAAAUCCAACAUGGCUGACUUCCUGUUGGUCAAAAUAGAAGUAUGUUAUGCGUAUGUAAAAUGUGUUCAUUGAUGAGAGCAAUGAUCCCAUCAAAUACCGUGAACAUAAAAGAAAAUCACUAACGUAUGACAUCACUAACGUAUGACAUCACUAACGUAUGACAUCGCUACCGUUACCUGACGGCUGCUCCACAAACAGACUGAUGGCUUGUUGGUCACAUCUUGUGAUAAAGUUACUUGUGAGGGUUUUAUUGUGUUUGAGACGAUCAGAGUUCUACAAUGUUUCCUUCUCUCUGCCAUGAUGUGAGUCUCACGCUGCACUGAGCCCGAGACAGGCCCUGAUGUAAAUGCAUCUACUGGUUUGG